This is a messenger RNA of Rhizoctonia solani, 678 nucleotides long. RefSeq names its product CDP-alcohol phosphatidyltransferase. The transcript is spliced from 4 exons. Gene Ontology annotation, biological process: phosphatidylinositol biosynthetic process. Gene Ontology annotation, molecular function: CDP-diacylglycerol-inositol 3-phosphatidyltransferase activity. NCBI's taxonomy places the organism in Eukaryota, Fungi, Basidiomycota, Agaricomycetes, Cantharellales, Ceratobasidiaceae. Gene Ontology annotation, cellular component: Golgi apparatus; membrane. The record is from RefSeq and is a predicted model, not a curated record. Bases 1 to 678 code for a protein of 225 amino acids.
AUGGGAAGUCACCCCAACGCGUGCACCCUUCUCUACGGUAUAUCCGCCCUCUUAGAUGCCGUUGAUGGACAAGCGGCACGGGCGCUCGGCCAGACAUCCAGAUUCGGUGCUGUGCUAGACAUGGUAACAGACCGAUGCGCGACGUCAUGCUUGUUGUGCUAUCUCUCAUCACGAUACACAUCCUACGCCGCGCUCUUCCAGGUUCUCAUCUCCCUCGACUUUAGUAGCCACUAUAUGCACAUGUAUAGCUCUCUUGUGACAGGUUCAAAAUCGCACAAGGCCGUAACGAGUGAUGUCAGCCGCAUCCUCUGGUACUACUAUAAUGAUUCCACAACACUCUUCGUAUUUUGUGCAUGCAACGAGCUUUUCUUUGUUGCACUCUAUCUCAUCUCCUUCGGUCCCUAUAAACCUGUCGGUGGACCUUUUACCACCAUCGCAGAACUGCUUCUAUCAUUUCAACCGACUGGAGCGCCCAUCCCCGCGCUCGACUCGGCCGCCAAGCUCAUCGGAAAUCUCUCAUGGCCGGAUGUUUUGGCACUGAUCACCUUCCCUAUAUCAUUCGCCAAGAAUGUGAUCAACGUAGUGCAGCUGUGGAAAGCCAGCAAGAUGCUUGUCGGCGUAGAUCUUGCAGAUCGAGCAAAGGAGCGAGAGGCGAGACAUGGUGUCAAGCAGGAAUGA